This is a messenger RNA of Neospora caninum, 1221 nucleotides long. Its product is annotated as Lipoic acid synthetase, related. Lineage: Eukaryota; Apicomplexa; Conoidasida; Eucoccidiorida; Sarcocystidae. The record is from RefSeq and is a predicted model, not a curated record. Gene Ontology annotation, cellular component: mitochondrion. Gene Ontology annotation, biological process: lipoate biosynthetic process. The transcript has 4 exons. Bases 1 to 1221 code for a protein of 406 amino acids. Gene Ontology annotation, molecular function: 4 iron, 4 sulfur cluster binding; lipoate synthase activity.
AUGCGCUGCCGUCGCGGCCCUCACAGGUGUCUCUCCCGUGCGCCUCGCGGGCGUCGGCUGAUCCGGCCGGAAGCCCCCUUUUCGCUGGAUGCUGCGGAUCCCAAGGGCGGUCCUGUGGGUCUGAAAAAGGCGCCGUUUCCCCCCAAAGCGGAAACAAAGGCGCAGUCAUUCCCCGCGUCGGGACAACCACGGCUGGUCCGCGCCCCGACUGGUUCCACGUCCCAGCUCCACACGCUGCAUCUCGUGGAGCAGAAGAAUCACGCUAUCAACAGCUGCAAAGACAAAUCCGUGGCCUCGACCUCCACACGUUACUGGCGUCGGUGCUGUGCGAUUGCUCUCUGUGCCACGCAGGUGUGCGAAGAGGCCCAGUGCCCGAACAUCGGGGAGUGCUGGAACGGAGGAACUGCCACUCUAAUUCUCUUGGGCGACACGUGCACGCGAGGAUGUCGAUUCUGUGCAAUCAAAACGUCGAGCAAACCGCCUCCUCCCGAUCCAUUAGAACCCGAGAAAGUCGCGGAUGCGGUGGCCAAGUGGGACAUCGACUACGUUGUCAUGACAAGUGUCGACAGAGACGACAUGCCCGACGGAGGCGCAGGUCACUUCGCUCGAACGGUCCAGCUGGUCAAAAAGGCGAAGCCUUCGAUGCUCAUCGAAUGCCUUGUCUCGGAUUUCCAAGGAAUGGAAGAGUCCGUCCGUACACUCGCGCAAUCGGGGUUGGAUGUGUACGCUCACAACAUCGAGACAGUUCGGCGUUUGACCCCCUACGUUCGGGAUAAGAGAGCAAAGUACGACCAAUCUCUACGUGUCCUUCAGCUCGCAAAGAAGUCCAACCCCUCACUCUUCACAAAGUCCUCGAUAAUGGUUGGACUCGGCGAAACCGAAGAAGAGGUUGUCCAAACUCUCCGGGAUCUUCGCGCUCACGACGUCGACGUUGUGACUCUCGGUCAGUAUCUCCGGCCAACAAAACAGCAGCUAGGGGUCGUUGAAUAUGUCGCUCCGGAAACGUUCAAAAAAUAUCAGGAGAUUGCGGAGAAGAUGGGAUUCAAGUACGUGGCUAGCGGCCCGCUGGUGCGCUCAUCUUACAAGGCAGGGGAGUACUUCAUGAAGCAUCUUAUUGAUGGUGCAAGAAAAAACGGUCGGGAAGCUGUGAAACAGGUCAAGCUGGAAGCCGAUGUCGGUACAAUGAAGGGGACCACAACGACAUUUGGAGCAAACGAGUAA